AAGGAUCGUGGCGCCUCUGGGUGCCCAGAAAGGCGGCGACGCGGCCGAUGACAACAUUAGGCCGCGACGAGCUCUGGGCUGGGCGGCGGUGGUAGCGGCAGCCCAGGCGGCUGUAGCGUUAGCUUUAGCAGCGGCAGUAGCCGCCGCCGACAGCAGGCAGGCAGAGGGAAGGUGGGAGCCCGCUCUGGCCGGUGGACAGCGGAGCCGGAGUUCCCGCCCCGCUCGCGGGCCGAGCUGGCAGCGCCUCCGCUGCAGCUAGACAGCGCCCUCGGUCUGGGCUCGCGCCCCAGCUGCCGCCGACGACAGCGGCCAAGAGAAGUUGGGGUCCGACCCAACGCGUGCAGGGCCCCGGACCUAGACUCCGCUCCGACCCCUGAGGAACCGGCUCCCUGCGUUCCCGCCUCUCCAGGGGCUCCGCACCGGAUUUGCAGAUUUACAGAAUGGCCAAAUGUUAAUGGAAAGAGAAGCAUAAACCUAUCUUCUUUCAUUAUGGAGACAGGCUUGGCAGAUGGAGAGCCUGACCGAACUUCGAUCUUGCCAUAUUCAGAAGUUGCUGAAGUUCAAGAGACACUUCUUGGUGAUAGCAAAGAUGUCCUUUGGCCAUCAACUGUUGUAGCAAACAGUGACGAAGCUCAACUUCUGACACCAGGAAAGAUGAGUCAGCGCCAAGGGAAAGAAGCUUAUCCAACACCAACCAAAGAUUUGCAUCAGCCAUCUCUCAGUCCAGCAAGUCCUCAUAGCCAGGGUUUUGAAAGAGGAAAGGAAGAUAUUUCUCAAAAUAAAGAUGAAUCUUCACUUUCUAUGUCAAAGAGUAAGUCUGAAUCUAAACUUUAUAAUGGCUCAGAGAAGGACAGUUCAACUUCAAGCAAGCUCACAAAAAAAGAAUCUCUUAAGGUGCAAAAGAAAAAUUACCGAGAAGAAAAGAAAAGAGCCACAAAGGAGUUACUCAGUACUAUUACAGAUCCUUCUGUUAUUGUUAUGGCCGAUUGGUUGAAGAUUCGUGGUACUCUAAAGAGCUGGACCAAGUUGUGGUGCGUGUUGAAACCUGGGGUGCUACUCAUCUAUAAAACCCAAAAAAAUGGUCAAUGGGUAGGAACGGUCCUUCUGAACGCCUGUGAAAUCAUUGAGCGUCCAUCAAAAAAGGAUGGCUUUUGUUUUAAACUUUUCCAUCCUUUGGAACAAUCUAUUUGGGCAGUGAAGGGUCCAAAAGGUGAAGCAGUUGGAUCCAUAACUCAGCCCCUACCCAGCAGUUAUUUGAUCAUACGAGCUACUUCAGAGUCAGAUGGAAGGUGCUGGAUGGAUGCUUUGGAGUUGGCUUUGAAAUGUUCUAGUCUUCUUAAACGUACAAUGAUCAGGGAAGGGAAGGAACAUGACCUGAGCAUUUCAUCAGAUAGCACACAUGUGACUUUGUAUGGCUUAUUACGUGCUAACAAUCUCCAUAGUGGUGACAACUUCCAGUUAAAUGAUAGUGAAAUUGAACGACAACAUUUUAAGGACCAAGAUAUGUAUUCUGAUAAAUCUGAUAAAGAAAAUGAUCAAGAACAUGAUGAGUCUGACAAUGAGGUGAUGGGGAAAAGUGAAGAAAGUGACACGGAUACAUCAGAAAGGCAAGAUGACUCAUAUAUUGAACCUGAGCCUGUUGAGCCUUUAAAAGAGACUACCUACACUGAACAGAGCCAUGAAGAACUUGGAGAGGCAGGUGAGGCUUCUCAAACAGAAACUGUGUCUGAAGAAAACAAAAGCCUUAUCUGGACACUGCUGAAACAAGUUCGUCCUGGCAUGGACCUGUCCAGGGUGGUUCUGCCUACAUUUAUACUGGAACCCCGUUCUUUCCUGGAUAAACUUUCAGAUUACUACUAUCAUGCAGAUUUCCUAUCUGACGCUGCUCUUGAAGAAAAUCCUUAUUUCCGUUUGAAGAAAGUAGUGAAAUGGUAUUUGUCAGGAUUCUAUAAGAAGCCAAAGGGACUGAAGAAACCUUAUAAUCCUAUCCUUGGUGAGACUUUCCGUUGUUUAUGGAUUCAUCCCAGGACAAACAGCAAAACAUUUUAUAUUGCUGAACAGGUGUCCCAUCAUCCACCAAUAUCUGCCUUUUAUGUUAGUAACCGAAAAGAUGGAUUUUGCCUUAGUGGUAGCAUCCUGGCUAAGUCCAAGUUUUAUGGAAACUCAUUAUCUGCAAUAUUAGAGGGAGAAGCAAGGUUAACUUUUUUGAAUAGAGGCGAAGAUUAUGUAAUGACAAUGCCAUAUGCUCAUUGUAAAGGAAUUCUUUAUGGCACAAUGACACUGGAGCUUGGUGGAACAGUCAAUAUUACAUGUCAAAAAACUGGAUACAGUGCAAUACUUGAAUUUAAACUAAAGCCAUUUCUAGGUAGUAGUGAUUGUGUUAAUCAAAUAUCAGGAAAACUUAAAUUGGGAAAAGAAGUCUUAGCUACUUUGGAAGGCCACUGGGAUAGUGAAGUUUUUAUUAAUGACAAAAAGACUGAUAAUUCAGAGGUUUUCUGGAAUCCAACACCUGACAUUAAGCAGUGGAGAUUAAUAAGGCACACCGUAAAAUUUGAAGAACAGGGAGAUUUUGAAUCAGAAAAACUCUGGCAGCGGGUAACUAGAGCCAUAAAUGCCAAAGACCAAACAGAAGCUACUCAAGAGAAGUAUGUUUUAGAAGAAGCUCAAAGGCAAACUGCCAGAGAUCGAAAAACAAAAAAUGAAGAAUGGACUUGUAAGCUAUUUGAACUUGAUCCACUCACAGGAGAAUGGCAUUACAAGUUUGCAGACACCCGACCAUGGGACCCACUUAAUGAUAUGAUACAGUUUGAAAAAGAUGGUGUUAUCCAGACCAAAGUGAAACAUCGUACUCCAAUGGUUAGUGUCCCAAAAAUGAAACAUAAGCCAACCAGGCAACAGAAAAAAGUGGCAAAAGGAUAUUCUUCCCCAGAACCUGAUAUUCAGGACUCAUCAGGAAGUGAAGCUCAAUCAAUAAAACCAAGUACAAGAAGAAAGAAAGGGAUAGAACUGGGAGACAUUCAAAGUUCCAUUGAAUCUAUAAAACAAACACAGGAAGAAAUUAAAAGGAAUAUUAUGGCUCUUCGAAAUCAUUUAGUUUCAAGCACACCUGCCACGGAUUAUUUUCUGCAGCAAAAAGACUACUUCAUCAUUUUCCUCCUGAUUUUGCUUCAAGUCAUAAUAAACUUCAUGUUUAAAUAGAAGUUCUCUACAGUUGAAUCAAUGAACUAGAAAGAUCAGAUUUGGCCUAGGACCAAUGUUCGAGUUGGAUUGGUCUUUAUUAAAACAUCACCAUAUUUCUAAAACAAAAAAACCUAGGAAAUAAAUAUAGAGGUGUUGACCUUUAAUAUCUUUUAUCUUUAACCUGAAACAAGAGCUAUCCUAUUUGGUUAUUAAAGUGACCUGUAUAUUAAGUGCCAGGACAUUCGUAGAUUUUGUGAGAAUGUGUCUACAUGUGAGCAUAAUAAAUCCACAUGUAUACACAGUUGUCUCUUAUGUACUCUUACCUGAUAGUAGUCUUUGUAUUCUAUAGUAUGUUCUGAAAUAUGUUAACAUUGUUCAUAACAAAAAUGCAUCAAUCUUAUAAAUAUAUGUAUAGUAAUCUAUUUUCUUCAUAAAACAGGCACAAAGCUUUUAUCAAUAAGGAAUUACAGACUGAGAAAUGAUGGAAUAAUAGACAUGGUUAAUUCAAUACACUGUACUGUUAAAAUAAUUUCCAAAGCACCCAGCUCAAUUGUCUUCUUAGAAAUAGCAAGAAAAACGUGUGAAUGGUCAGUGAAUAUAUUGAGAGAGACAGGUAACAAAAAACUGCUUUUUAAAAAGUUUACACAGACUUUUUUUAACCCCUAGAAUUUAAUUUAAUGUUUAUAGAAACAGGUAUAUAUGUACAUAUGUGUAUAUCAAUAUUAAAAAACUUGUAUGCAACUACUUGGAUUGAUUACAAUACCAGUUUAAGCACUUCUUAAAAAAAAAAAAAGUGUGGUCAAAAUUCACUGCUGUCUUUAUGUUUUUUUAAGUCAGCUGGUCCAUAACUUAGGCCAAAUUCUAGAGACAUUUAAAGGGCAUAUGAAAUGCUGAUAAUUCAUGUUUUUUUCAUUAUGAAAAAUUUAUUUUAGCUUUCAUUUAGACCCUAAUGUGUUCAGUGAAUACGUAGAAUACAAAAAUUAUAACUACUAUUUUACUUCAAAAGCCAAAAAGAGAAAGGCAAUAAGACACUGUAUAGUGGCCUUUAUGUGUACAUUAAAAUUGGUUUCUUUAAAAUGUGCAAUAAGUUGAACAUCUGAGAAGAGUAUCAAGUUCUGAAGUUUAAUUCUUUAUUAUCCCCUUUUGUUCUUAGUAACUUCUUUCUGUGGCAAAACCACAAUUCUUUAAGAUAUCCUUUUGUUCAGGCUCAGGCACACUUUUUCCUAAAAUUUUGUUUGUUUCUUCAGUUUAAUAUUUUGACAUUGUGUUUUUACAGACAUAUUUAUAGUCCUCAAGAGCAAGUUUUGCCAAGGCAGUUAAGUUUAGGAACAUAUUGUCUUAAAAUAUGUCUUAGAAUCCUGAAAGUAUAGAUUUUGAAAUAAUUAAUUAAAAUGAAGGUCAGAGAGAGGAAUUGCUCUGGCCACAUUUGCCUUUGACUAAGAAGAGACUGUGAGACACUAGUAAAAUUAUAAUAAAUUGUUUAUGCUGUGAUAAAUAUAAAAUCAAGAGAUGAUUGCUAAAUUAUGAAAAUUAAAAUGAUAAAAAGAGCCUGCCUUUUUUCCCUAACCUAUAUAGCUAUCUUAAGUACCCUUAGGUUUCUAUGAAGAACCAUUUCCCAUGUUUUGUUGACAAAAUAAUGUUGUAUUCUAUAUGUACAUGUGAAGUUAUUUUUUAAAUUGAUAAAAGUAUAAAUAAGGUAUACCUAUAGCCAGUAUUCUCAUGACUACAUUAGAAUGAGUGGUUUUUUGGUUAUAUUUCAUAUUUGUCAAUAUAAUUUUUGUAUUCACCUUGUGUUACCAAUGUUGUGCUCAACUGCCUAUUCGUUGAUAUAUGAUAGUUUGUAAAUAUUGUACAAUUUGAUCUUUUUUAUGGUUUAAAUUAGUAUUUAUAUUACAUAUAACUUUGAUUGGCUGAUCACAAAAGUAAUUUCAUCAUUAAACCGUGAAAACUUAAAAUUUUUUGUUGGUGACCCACCUCUUAGGGUUUUGGUCUUAUCCACUUGUAUGUUAUUUUUAUUUGGUCAAGAUGGUGUUUUAUUUGUAUGGGUAUCUUCUAAGAUUAGAAAGGUAUUUUCUUUAUUUAAAACAAAUUCUUUUAGGGCAGAUGGUAUGGGUUUUUACACAAAGAGUCAAAAACUAUUUCAUAAGAAGGGGCAGGGUUAUUCAUGACUGUUUUUUAAUACACUAAAAGCAUAUGUCUAAUCCAGUAGUCCUUUUAAUGCUUUUAGUUGUAUGAAUUCCUUUCUAUGAACUGAACACAAAACUCAGGAAUUGGUGGCUUAAUUUUAGAUCAGUGCUUAUACUAGGAUUAGUAUGUGAAUCUUUAAAACACAUAAUUAAUUUUGUAUUUAGCCAUAGUAUGUAAUUGACUUUGAAUGUUCUUUACCUGAGAGUAAUCUUCCUUCACACAUGGAUUCAUAAUGUGAUUUACAGUUUCCAAUUGUCUGAAAGCCUCAUGAUGGUUUCUAGGAUUUACAACUUUAUGACCAGUUUUCUUCAAAAGUUUAUCAAAAUUUUAUUUUCCCACAUGAAAACUUAGAUGAGUAGUUAUUGACAUGUGCAUUUCUUUCUUAGUUGUUAAAUUACUAUGCCAUCAGUUAUCCACCACUUAGUAAGAGAUGUAGCUGGCCCAGGAUAAGGCAAUAAAUAGGGCAUGUGAAAUGUUAAGUAAGUUUCAGCAAUAGAUAUUUUACUUGUAUUUCAUGUCAGUACUUUUUUGUAUUAAUUAUAAAGGUACAGUGUAAUUUCUGUCAUAGCUCAGUUGGCAACUGCAUUCCAUUGAAAAGUUGGCCUUGUAAAAUACAACUGUCAUUUAGUAUUCAUGCUUUUGUGCCUUUAAGAAAAUAUUUUUUGUCAUUUUUAUGUUACAGAACUAUAAUAUGAUUCAAAGUGUUUAUAGGCUUAAUUGUCAUAAAAGGGUCAUUUCUCUGUGUCACUUUAUUUCCUUUUAUAUAGCUAUAGAAUAUUUAAACAGUAAUGCUGUACUUUUAUAAGGGUUUGUCUAUUUACCUCUUUCAAAUAUAUUCACUCUCAGACAUCAUUGAAGUAGACUUGUCAGAUUAUUCUGAGUAUUGUAAACAGUGCCUUUUCAAUGGAAUUUACACUGUUUUGGGUGUCAACUUGUGCCAUAUACACACAAAAUUUUGUGGAAGGCAGUUUUAACUUUUUGAAGAAUAUCUUAAGCAAAAUUUAAGAAAACAAAUAUAUGAAAUUCCAUUUUUCCAGUGUUCAGCAUUUCUAGUGAGCAAUGAAUAUUUUUGGUUUAUUUUAUUUGAACAUAUGGUGAUGAUGGUAUUGAUGAGCCAUACCUUACAGAUUAUUUUGAAUUAUGUUAAAUGUACAGAAAUAGAAUAUUAGCAUUUACAUCAAAUUUUCCAAUUUGAACCAACAGGGGAACCACAGAAAUCAGUAAGUUUACAUUUCCACUUCUAUCUUACUUGACUAAGUGGAAAAGAGAUUCUUUAAAAUGUAUAACCUGCCAUUAUUAUUUAAUUUGGUUUCCUUUUGUUCUACCUAUCAUGGGAGUUUAGUAUAUUUAAUUUGCUUUUUGUUACUCUUAACAUACUGUUUUUGUUAAUGUUUAACUGAAGAUGGACUAUUAAAACUGAAUAGGACCAGUGUCUUAUCAACAUGAUUAACAUAUUUAGAAGAACCACAAGAAACCCAUGACAAAUGAAUGUGAAUAUACUUUCUAAAAUAUUUAGAAAAAUUUCUUUAUGCAUUUAUCAUGUAAAAUUAUUUUAGUAUUACAAUAUCAAAAUUUUUCAUUUAAAUAAAAAAUGCCAUGAAACAUUUGAACUGAUGAGCCACAGAACUUCAGCUGAAAUUUUUUUCACUAUUUAGGAUGCUAAAUAUACAUCUCAGUUUAAACAUUGUUUAAUGGCCAUUUAUAAAUUCAGGCAGUACCACUGGUCAGUUUUGUAUGACAGAAUAAAAGUAGGUUAUCUGUGGUUUAAGUACAGGACACUGUCAAAUUCUUUUCCUUAAGGUGCAUAGUAAAUGUACAGAUAGUCAUAGGCUACUGUUUUGUAAUGUAUUACAUUUCUAAUCUAUUAUUCCUAACUACUAUAAAUGUUUGCAGAGAGAAAAGAAUUGAAUUUUUUUAAUCUGUAAAAUGAUGCUGACUUAUACAAGUAGGCAUUCUAAAUAAAAUUUUUAAAAAGAGCAAA
Molecule: messenger RNA, 7348 nt
Organism: Microcebus murinus (gray mouse lemur)
Lineage: Eukaryota; Metazoa; Chordata; Mammalia; Primates; Cheirogaleidae
Gene: OSBPL8
Product: oxysterol binding protein like 8
Cellular component (GO): cytosol; membrane; cortical endoplasmic reticulum
Molecular function (GO): cholesterol binding
Source: RefSeq, a predicted model, not a curated record